AUGUACCCUUCUGUGCCUUCUCCCGAGGCGUCUGUAGAACUUAUCAACGCCUACUGCAAUGAAAGACACGAGGGCAAGCUCGUGUGUUCUAUUGAACCGGUCAAGGGCCGCACGCUGCGUGCGACGAGGUCGUUCAAGGUUGGCGAGCUCAUCCUCGAAGAGCCGCCGCUGCAUGCAGUUCGCCUUGACCCAGAAAACUCUGCCUGUAAAAAGCUGACUGAGCUAUGUGAAAAACGAUCGUUCACCCAUCCAGCAAUCUGGUACUGGUGCGCACUGAAUUCAGUUUUAGUUGAAGGUGACCCUUCGGUUGACGGCCUCCAGACUAUAACGCGGCGUCAAUGGGACCUCCUCCGCAUUCUCUUUAUUCCAGAAGCGGUGCAGCCAAGCUCAGAAGCCAUCGCUCUUGUCGAUUACAUGGGUCUCCGUGGAAUAGUCAAAGAUAUAGACAUGGAGAUAAUGAUUCAAGUGUGGCUGCAUAACUGCUUUGAGCAUCACCAGUCCCCUGAAGGAUACGCCAUUUAUUUUAUGCCUUCUUUUUGUUCGCACUCAUGCAUUGCGAAUGCUCUAUGGUGCACGGAUAACGACUCAAACUUUCGAUUUUUUCCCCGAGCCGAAAUUCGGGCUGGAGAUGAAGUGACGUUGACUUAUUUGUCAGAGGAUGACAUGUUACGCAACACCUCAUACCGUCGUCAACUGCUUGAGGGGGCAAAGGACUUCAAGUGCAUGUGCGAGAGAUGCGUUGCGCCGGUCGACUUCUCACGAGGUUUUCGCUGCCCUAGCUGCCUGGUGGGCGUCAUUUAUGUCCACGCCGACGAAACGGGCUGCGAGAAGGACUUUGGCGGGGCUCUUCUGGAGCUUCAGGAGGAGGAUAAGCCAAUGCUUGAGGAAGCAGAAUCGACUUCGGCCGCCGAAACUACUUCAGACUCUCCCAUACCAGACGAGAGGGGAGCCGACACGUGGCGGCAGUCUCUGGCGCCGCAGAAGCUCCACUCUGAAGCACGAAGCGGCCCCUCAAAACUGUUGCCAGAAAACCAGGGCCAAGAAGGCUCGUGUAGCAUCACACCGUACACAAUAUGGGCUCGCUUGCUUACCGAGCUGCCGGAGGAUAAGUUGUGUGUCCGUGUGGAAUCUUCGACUAGUGAACUUGCUUGCGCUAUUUCUGGAUCAGCAGUACAUCAGAGCAAUUUUAAGCAAUCUCUGAGCUCCGUGGUAUCUUCUGAAACUCCCGCUUUAAGUAAGGUUAUUUCGGGUCUCCGUUUUGGAAAAACAAGCGCGCUGGUUUCACCGGAAGCAGUUUCUCAGGUGCUGCAAAUCCCACGGAGCGGCUGCUGUUGCGUUUGCCACUUCACUUGGACGGACAAGCAGCGGCAGCGUGCAUUAGCAGUCGAAAAGAUCUUAGAAGAUCUUGUCGUGAGCCUGGAUGAAAUGGAAUCAAACGAAUCUCGCGAACAGUCGCCCACAAACAGCCUGUCAAGUGAAUCGGGGGAAUUGGAAUAUGCGCAGCGGCAGUCUGCUGAAGAGAGUGAAGACACAGAUGACCGAGCCCACCAGAUUUUGCACCGCAUUAAAAAACGUACGUUGCUUCAGAUGCUGAGGAAAAAAUGGCACUUACUGGAAAAGAGCGAGAGAUUAGUUGUAAAUUCCAUUAUCAGGCUCACCUUCAAGACUCACUGGCUCGCUGCACAGUGGUAUCGCUUCCUAGAGUCAGUCUCAUCCCCGCGUCGUAAGCUGCCGCAGCUUGACCGGCUCAUCUGGCAAUUUCGAAAUCUAUAUCCUGGACUCACGCCGGCCCUAGCAUGGGCUAUCUGGGACGUUGCGCAGGCGCUGCUGUCAAUAGGGGAGAGCUCAAAGGUAAAGAAGUCGGCAAACUUCCGACGCCUCGCCGACUACUGCAUCAUCAGCUCAUACAACGAGUCGGUUUUCAUCCUGUCCAUUCUUUUUGGGCCAGAUGGAACAUUUCCCUCUUCUAUUGUGAACAACUAUGCUGCCGCUGUAGAGGAGUGCAUACAGAGGAUUGCAGGAGAAAAAGGUCCAAGCGCACUGAGUGCAUCCGACUCAGGGACGUCGGACAGCAACUUCGUGGCACUACCGCAAGAUAUUUGUCUUCCAAAGAUGUUGCCGUGGUAUAUUAGCCCGUGCGCGGAGGUUGCUGUAGUUACUUCAGUUGGAGUGACUGUGGUUCCAGGCAGCGUCCUCAUAAAAGCUUACGGGAAGACGAGCUAA
Molecule: messenger RNA, 2223 nt
Organism: Eimeria necatrix
Lineage: Eukaryota; Apicomplexa; Conoidasida; Eucoccidiorida; Eimeriidae
Exons: 11
Coding region: 1-2223 (740 amino acids)
Molecular function (GO): protein binding
Source: RefSeq, a predicted model, not a curated record